This is a messenger RNA of Plodia interpunctella (Indianmeal moth), 3382 nucleotides long. RefSeq lists its product as uncharacterized. The transcript is spliced from 12 exons. Gene Ontology annotation, molecular function: peptidase inhibitor activity. NCBI's taxonomy places the organism in Eukaryota, Metazoa, Arthropoda, Insecta, Lepidoptera, Pyralidae. Bases 31 to 1584 code for a protein of 517 amino acids. The record is from RefSeq and is a predicted model, not a curated record.
AGAAAUUUUAUAACUAACGCAGCUGUGUAAAUGGUGUCAAAAGUCGCGAGACAACAGUGGGGUAUCGGUCGCGGACUUGGAAAGACGUGUGUGUGUGGUGUCAUGAAGUGGUACGUGAUCGUGUGGCUGGUGACGGCGAGGCUCUCGGGUGGAAGCGUAUUACGAUGUACCUCGGACAGCAAGGACGCAUCAUGUAUCUCAGAAAACCAAGAUAAAGUGACAGAACUAAAGAAAGAAGACCUUCCUUCAGGCAAGGACUGCGCUCCGAGCACAGCCUGGAAGACCGAAUGCAACUCCUGCUACUGCCGUAAUGGACACGUUUUUUGCACCUUGGUGUACUGUGAAAAUGAAAAAUAUCUGAGCUGCGCUCCGGGGUCGAGGUGGAAGAACGACUGCAAUAUAUGCCAGUGUUCUCCCGAUGGCCAACCAGUGUGCACGAAGAUGGAUUGCGUCCCACAAUCAGAUUUAGAUGUUCUGGAUCCUGUUAAUUUCGAGCCUGAAGUGCCAGAGAAAGUUCCUGAUAAAAAUGAAAAUGUCAGCGUGCAAAAUAACCGAGUAGAUAUGGGUCACAAAAUUCACAAAAGAUCGGUUUGCAAACCAAACCACGAGUUCCAAUCUGAGUGCAACACGUGUAAAUGCUCAGAAGAUGGCCUCAACUACUCCUGCACUCAGAACGAGUGCCUGGACAGAGACGUGACCAAGGACGUGGAGGUUUUUAUGGAGAGUGAGGGCGUGGAUCACAUAAAUCAUUCAGUUUGCAAGCCCCGCGAUACAUUUCCUAUCGGCUGCAACACCUGCCACUGCAACUUGAACGGCACUGACUAUUCAUGUACUAACAAACCUUGUCCUCUACCCGAUGAUGUGGAAUUCUUCCAUGAGCCUAAAACAACAUCAUCAAAAAACAAAACGGUAGUAUGCGAGGCGAACCGCUCCUUCAAGAAAGACUGCAACACUUGCUGGUGCAACGAAGAUGGCACAAGCUUCUUCUGUACACGACGGGCUUGUGUGCCACUGCUGCCUGACGAGGCACAGGAUGAUAAGCCAGAGCAGGAACUCCGGAUAAUAAAGAAAGAAUGUCGCCCGAAUGAGGUGUUUGAGCUGGACUGCAACAUGUGUCGCUGCAAUCCUGACGGGAAAUCAUUUUCUUGCACCAGACGAGCUUGUCUUGAAGGAUUAGAUGAUUUGAAGAUCAACACGUCAGCGACACUCGUGAGAAAAGUCCGCGCGUCACAGGAGCCUCAGAAGACCUGCCAACCAGGCACAGAGUUCCGUCUGGACUGCAACAAGUGUCUCUGCGACAACGAGGGACAGGACUUCUCCUGCACAAGAAUCGAUUGCAACGCUCUCAAUAAUAACGGCAAUGGCGGCGGCAGGACUAAGAGAGAAGAAGCAAAGCGUGAGGCGACGGAGCUAGCGCCGCGCUCCGCGGGGCCCGCGCCCGGGACAGCAGCAGUGGACACAAACUUCCGGUGCAACCCCGGCGAGCAGUACAGUCACGACUGCAACGACUGCACUUGCUCUGCCGACGGCAAGAGCACCUUUUGCACCUUACGCCUUUGCGAUAAGAACCUUUCUCCAGAAUAAAUCACCCCCACCCUCCUCAUCCUCCUCACACUACAUUGACAUCUGAUUUAUCAAGCAUUGUUGCUGAUAUAUUUGACCAUUUUAUGAUAUUUGACCACCUCAAUAAAUUAUGUUUAAAAUCUGACUCAGUUCUUCAGACAAUACAAUAAGUAAAUUUAAUGUUAUGACUUGAAAUUUUGCAGUACUUGGGUUUGGAAGUCUGCUUUGUAUUGUGUGCUAAGUCGUUCUGUCUCAUUAAAUUCAUACUUGAACAAUAUUUAUAACGUUUUUGAAUAUGUCCCUUUUAGUGAAGGAAUUUCGAGUGUCUAUUUUAGUCCUCAAUUUUUAUAACUUUAAACAUUAUUCUCUUCUGCUACACUUUCGUAUUAGUAAAUGAAAAUUCUGCCAUUUUUAUUAAAACAUGUCUAUAGUUAAUUGUAUGUGUGUUUCUAUAUCAACAAUCGCUUUUUUGUCGUCACCUAGUAUAAUUUAGACAUAUCUUGAACUUUUUAUUUGACAAUGUUUUAUUUGACGAUUUUAUGUUUUCAACCCAAUCUACUAACGUUUUAUGGCUUGUGUACUUUUGAACUUUCAUUAUUACGAUGAUCAUUGAUGUCUGUUUACACGGUAAUUUAAAAAUUUUUGUAUGCCUAUCAUUAUAUGCAAAAUUACAUGAAUUAAAACGUCUACAAAGUAUAUUGUGACUAUUAUUACUUAGUGUUUAGCUGUCGAUAUUGAAAAUAAAAACAAAAUAUAAUAAAUUCUUGAAAGAUUUUUUAUUUUAUUUUGGAAACAAUUAACUUUUAAAUUUAUGGUAAUUUUUUAUAUAUCGAAACCGUAGCUUAUUCUAGUGAGUAGUUAGUUGUAUCUAAAUAAUUGUUUUGUGUGUGUGGUUAAAUUUGUUAUUAGUAACAACUCAUUUUGUUGUGGUAUCUGUACAUGUACACUUAUAUAAAAUGCCUAAAGAUUAGAAAAUUUCUAUAUUUUAAAUUCAAAUGACUGCACGAAAUUUCGCAAAAAAUAAUUCAAGUUGACUCUCCCAUGGCAUAGAUUUUUUUGCCAGUGACAUUUUUGAAUUUGGAAUGUAGUAAAUUUUUAUAUAUACUUUUUUAAAAUUAAUUGUAAAUUGUCACAAAUGCCAGCUACACGUUCUUUACAUCAUCAAGUAUUUUAGGUUUUCAUUCGUCUUUAUUAGUUUAGGUUUAUAAACAUAGUUUUAGAAUAAGUGUGUACGGUCUACAGAAUAUUCAAUUGUCAUCAUUAUACCUGCAUUUUUAUAUAUAUAUUUUAAUGUUUAAUUUCUUUUAUUUUUCGCCAAGAAAUGCACAUAUGUAACGUACGUAGUUUUUAUUUUUUAUUUUAAUAAGUACAACUUGCAAUGCUAAUAAUAUUUGAACAGUUUAAUAUUGCUAAAUAAAAAAAAAUAACUCUGUUCCAUAUUCAUGUAAACGUACAAAACGUUGUACCUAACGUUUAUCUUAUAAUCUUAAACUUAGGUAUCUGGAAAGGCAAAAACGUGAAGAAUCAUUGUUUUUUAUCUGUUUUUGUAAUUAUUCUAAAAUUGUUGCAACAAUCCAGUGUGUCAAUUUUUCAGUUCGUAUCAAUGGUAUCGACCGUACGUAUAUAUAAACAAAGUUUCUAUAUUUCUAGAUCUGUGAGUGUAGGUGUGGGUUUUACGUGAUUUUUUUGUAGUUAGUGAAUUUAUAUUACCUAAGUGUCUUACUUUGUCCUGUGUACCCCUAUGUAUUAGAUAAUGCGUAACAAUACUUAAGAUUUUGAAUAAAUAUUGAUGAAACUGAUUAAAUGAGUUUGAAUUUGA